AUGUCCGCUAUUUCUGAUGAUGAAGGUAAUGAAGCUGACGUUGUGUCUAGACAUCUUUGUGGGAUUGUGGAUAUAGGAUCCAGUGGUAUUCGUUUCAGUAUCUCAUCGAAGGCACCCCACCAUGCACGUAUAAUGCCAUGCGUUUUUAAAGAUAGAGUAGGUGUAUCAUUACAUGAUGUUCAAUAUGAGGAGAAUACAUUAAAGAAAAUUCCAAUACCAAAAGAUAUUAUAAGAGAGAUAUGCGCAGCAAUGAAAAGAUUCAAGUUAAUUUGUGACGACUUUGGUGUGCUUCAAUCAAGUGUACGAGUAAUAUCAACGGAUACGGCUAAGGAAGCAUUGAACUCUGAAGAAUUUCUAAAUGCUAUCUACGAAGGUACUGGUUGGGAAGUAGAACUAUUAUCUAGGGAUGAAGAGGCCCGAAUUGGCGUGUAUGGUGUAGCAUCAUCGUUUAAUACAAUAUCUGGUCUGGUUAUGGACCUUGGUGGUGUCACCACACAACUUUCAUGGGUGAAAUCAUCAGAUGGACAAAUUUUGCAAUCUUCCACCCCUGUAUCUCUCAAGUAUGGGUCCAAUACACUCUCUAAGAGACUAAAAUUAGAAGAUAGAAGAGCACUUUUCCUUGAACUUAAAAAGGCAUUUAAAGAGGCUAUGAUAAAAAUUGACAUUCCAGACGAUAUGAUUAAUGAUGCCAAGAAGAACGGAGGAUUUGAUUUGUGGACACGUGGAGGUGGGUUUCGAGGAAUGGGACACUUACUUCUUUCGGAAGCAGAAGGCUAUCCUAUACAGACUAUUAUCAAUGGAUUUUCAUGUUCGUAUGACGAGUUUGUAGCAGUAUCUGACUUUCUUUUCUUAAAAGGAAGAAUACCAGGGUCCCCAGAAAAGAAAAUUUUUAAAGUAACUGAAGCGAAGGCUAAACAGCUACCAACAGUUGGAUUUUUGAUGAAUGCUGCAUUUGAAAGUUUCCCUAAAAUUAAGACGAUACAUUUCAGUGAAGGUGGUGUAAGAGAAGGUGUACUGUACUCCAUAUUACCUAGGGAUAUACGUGCAGAAGAUCCACUGUUAAUCGCUUCGAGACCAUAUGCUCCGUUAUUGGCUGAAAAAUACUUGAAUUUGUUGAGAACUGCCAUCCCUGAGAAUGAUAUCCCGGAUAUUAUCUGCUCAAGAAUUGCACCUGCAUUGUGUAAUCUAGCAUUUGUACAUGCUUCAUAUCCAAAGGAACUACAACCUACAGCUGCAUUACAUAUUGCGACCAGGGGGAUUAUUGCAGGCUGUCACGGCCUAUCUCAUAGAACUAGAGCAUUGAUUGGUAUUGCUCUUUGUAAUAGAUGGGGUGGUAAUAUUCCAGAACAAGAAGAAAAGUACAUGCAGGCGUUGGAAGAAUUAGUGCUACGUGAUGGUGAUGGCGUUGAAGCGAGAAGAAUUGUGUGGUGGACAAAGUACAUUGGUACAAUUAUGUAUGUUAUAUGUGGUGUUCAUCCCGGUGGUAAUAUUAGAGAUGAUGUGUUUGAUUUUUAUGUAAUGCAAACUACACAAACCACAAAAGAUCGUCUACCUAGGGAACUUCGUAGUGUAGCAUCCACAAAUCUAUCCAGAGUACAAAAACACCGUGAAUUUGAAAUUGUGGUUAGAAUUAGUAAAGAUGAUUUGAAAACCAGUGCAUCUGUAAGGUCAAGAAUUAUCACCUUACAAAAAAAAGUCAGGAAGCUUUCCAGAGGAAGCCUUGAAAAGGUAAAAGUAGGGGUUCAAUUUUACGAUAACUGA
Molecule: messenger RNA, 1761 nt
Organism: Naumovozyma castellii
Lineage: Eukaryota; Fungi; Ascomycota; Saccharomycetes; Saccharomycetales; Saccharomycetaceae
Gene: RTG2
Product: Rtg2p
Exons: 1
Coding region: 1-1761 (586 amino acids)
Source: RefSeq, a predicted model, not a curated record